Amphimedon queenslandica is the source of this 445-nucleotide messenger RNA. RefSeq names its product phenylalanine--tRNA ligase alpha subunit-like. Gene Ontology annotation, biological process: tRNA aminoacylation. The coding region runs from base 104 to 409 and encodes 101 amino acids. NCBI's taxonomy places the organism in Eukaryota, Metazoa, Porifera, Demospongiae, Haplosclerida, Niphatidae. The record is from RefSeq and is a predicted model, not a curated record. The transcript has 3 exons. Gene Ontology annotation, molecular function: ATP binding; tRNA binding; aminoacyl-tRNA ligase activity.
CUAUCCCUCCCUCUAUCCUAAUAAUAGUUAUCAAUAUGACUGGAAGUUAGAGGAAGCUCAGAAGAACAUUCUCCGGACUCACACUACUGCUGUUAGCACAAGAAUGCUCUACAAACUUGGACAACAAAAAGAGUUCACUCCUGUCAAAUAUUUUUCUAUUGAUCGUGUUUUUCGCAGCGAGACACUUGACGCAACUCACCUGGCCGAGUUCCAUCAGAUAGAGGGUGUGGUUGCUGAUUAUAAUUUAACCCUCGGGGACCUCAUGGGAGUCCUGUAUGCUUUCUUUAGUAAAAUGGCCAGUCCUAUUAUCCAGUCAUACUUCAGGCCUGAGAUCAAGAGUGUUCUAGUCUCACGCUGUCCUCUUCUCUUUACUUGUGUUUGCUGUUCAUGUGUACAUGCUGUUUGCUGAUGUCAAUUAUUUACAAUAUAAUUUGAUGUAGUACAU